AUGGCUCCCAUCCGUCGUUAUCUACGCAUCAGCAAAUACUCAGUGCUAGAGUGUCGCAUUUAUCUGGACAACCCAUCUGACUCGCGUUGGCUCUUGAAUCCACGCGAUCCGGUCCUCCCUCGCAUCUUUGCUGCAAUCCAACCGCUAGUCCUGCCCAAGUUGCGGGAAGAGAAUGAACGGCUAUGGUCGCGCAAGAAGGGAAAGCCCGUGAAGGAUGUCAUUGCUGAAGAUGAAUUCGAAGUCGCCAUCUUCCUCCGCGAGUCGCGUACUCGUCAUGCCCUGUUGACCCGCAACAAGACCUUCCACCAACCGGACAGCAAGAAGAACAAGAAGCUGAAACCAGAGCCUGCAGAGGACUUGACGGAGGACUCGGCUGGCCCGGCCAAGUCUGCCAGGGCAGAGGUCAUUCUGGACAGUGACGACAGCGAGGCCGAAGUCGAUUUGAGCAAUAUUCCUGAAGCCGCUGGAUAUGGCAACGGUCCAGAGGCGAUCGCACUAUCAGAGAUUGGAACUGAGCCCCAAACUGGAGAGGAGCCGACAGGAGAUGAGAAAAAGCUGCGUUUUAGCACCCAUUACGAAAGCUUCAACAUCACAGGAUGGGUACUCUGCUUGCUCAUUACCCGCAAAGGAGACCGGGCGCAGGGACGUACAGCUACAUCGGAACCGAAACAACCUCUGAUGGAGGAAUGGAUCUCCAGCCAGGCCCAGACAGGUCUCGGCGAAGACUGA
Penicillium subrubescens is the source of this 729-nucleotide messenger RNA. RefSeq lists its product as uncharacterized. Lineage: Eukaryota; Fungi; Ascomycota; Eurotiomycetes; Eurotiales; Aspergillaceae. The record is from RefSeq and is a predicted model, not a curated record. Bases 1 to 729 code for a protein of 242 amino acids. The transcript is spliced from 2 exons.